GCUGCCAAGAGACCAGUGCUGGAAGGCAAGGUUAUUUCUAACUGAGCAGAGCCUGCCAGGAAGAAAGCAUUUGCGCCCAGCACCAUGGCGCAGGUGUGACAGGUGAGCUCACAGCUGCCCCCCAGGCAUGCCCAGCCCACUUAAUCAUUCACAGCUUGGCCUCCCUCCCGCCCAGCCCAGCUCUGGAGGGGAUAAAAGGGGGCAUUGCUACUCCAAGUAACAGAGCCGCUUUCCGCGUCCUGCCGUGCUCUGUUCUCUCCAGCACCUCCCAACCCACUAGUGCCAGUUCUUUUGCUCUCCCAGGAGCAAGCCACCAUGUCUCGUCAGUCAAGUGUGUCCUACCGGAGUGGGGGUGCCCGCUCCUUCAGCGCCGCUUCUGCCAUCACCCCGUCCGUCUCGCGCACCAGUUUUACCUCUGUGUCCCGGUCUGGGGGUGGCGGCGGUGGCUUCGGCAGGCUCAGCCUUGCGGGUGCUGGUGGAGCAAGCGGCUAUGGCAGCCGGAGCCUCUACAACCUGGGGGGCUCCAAGAGGAUCUCCAUCAGCUCCAGCGGCGGCAGCUUCAGGAACCGAUUUGGUGCUGGAGGCGGCUAUGGCUUUGGAGGUGGAGCCGGGAGCGGAUUCGGUUUUGGCGGUGGAGCUGGCAGUGGCUUUGGGCUUGGUGGUGGAGCUGGCUUUGGAGGUGGCUUUGGUGGCCCUGGCGGUGGCUUUGGUGGCCCUGGCUUCCCCGUCUGCCCCCCCGGAGGCAUCCAAGAAGUCACAGUCAACCAGAGUCUCCUGACUCCCCUCAACCUGCAAAUUGACCCCUCCAUCCAGCGGGUGAGGACUGAGGAGCGUGAGCAGAUCAAGACCCUCAACAACAAGUUCGCCUCCUUUAUUGACAAGGUGCGGUUCCUAGAGCAGCAGAACAAGGUCCUGGACACCAAGUGGACCCUGCUACAGGAGCAGGGCACCAAGACCGUGAGGCAGAGCCUGGAUCCUCUGUUUGAGCAGUACAUCAACAACCUCAGGAGGCAGCUGGACGGCAUCGUUGGGGAGAGAGGCCGCCUGGACUCAGAACUGAGGAACAUGCAGGACCUGGUAGAGGACUUCAAGAACAAGUAUGAAGAUGAAAUCAACAAGCGCACCACUGCCGAGAAUGAGUUUGUGAUGCUUAAGAAGGACGUGGAUGCUGCCUACAUGAACAAGGUGGAGCUGGAGGCCAGGGUGGAUGCAAUGAUGGAUGAGAUCAACUUCAUGAAGAUGUUCUUUGAUGCGGAGCUGUCCCAGAUGCAAACGCAUGUCUCUGACACAUCCGUGGUCCUCUCCAUGGACAACAACCGCAACCUGGACCUGGACAGCAUCAUAGCUGAGGUCAAGGCCCAAUAUGAGGAGAUCGCCAACCGCAGCCGGACUGAGGCCGAGUCCUGGUACCAGACCAAGUAUGAGGAGCUGCAGCAGACAGCUGGCCGGCACGGUGAUGACCUGCGCAACACCAAGCACGAGAUCUCUGAGAUGAACCGCAUGAUGCAGAGACUGAGAUCUGAGAUCGACAAUGUCAAGAAGCAGUGUGCCAACCUGCAGAACGCCAUUGCUGAUGCUGAGCAGCGUGGGGAGCUGGCCCUCAAGGACGCCAGGAAUAAGCUGGCUGAGCUGGAGGACGCCCUGCAGAAGGCCAAGCAGGACAUGGCCCGGCUGCUGCGCGAAUACCAGGAGCUCAUGAACACCAAGCUGGCCCUGGACGUGGAGAUCGCCACCUACCGCAAGCUGCUGGAGGGCGAGGAGUGCAGACUGAGCGGAGAAGGAGUCGGACCAGUCAACAUCUCUGUCGUCACAAGCAAUGUCUCCUCUGGCUACGGCGGUGGCAGUGGCUUUGGCGGUGGCCUUGGCGGUGGCCUGGGCAGUGGCCUCGGUGGAGGUCUCGGGGGAGGUAGUGGUGGAAGCUACUACUCCAGCAGCAGUGGGGGCGUCGGGGGAGGGCUCAGUGUAGGGGGCUCUGGGUUCAGUGCAGGCAGUGGCCGAAGCCUGGGGGUGGGCUUUGGCAGUGGCGGGGGCAGCAGCUCCAGCGUCAAGUUUGUCUCCACCACUUCCUCCUCCCGGAGGAGCUUCAAGAGCUAAGAACCUGCUGCAAGACUCUGCCUCCCAAGUGCAGCCACCGGCCCAUGGACACUGCCUCUUCUAGACAGUUAUCCUGGCUAAGUUUUCCCUUUUUCUGGAGAGUAGUCUAAAUCAAAUCUAUUGCAGAACCACAUUCUUUGAUUCCUGGAAGGGUCCAAUUUCCAGUCUCUGGUUUUCUGCUUCAAAUCACCCUUUCGGUCCCCCCAGCAUGGUCCUCUAUGAUGCAGGAAUCCAAAGUUUUCUAGUAUCUAAAACCAUCAAAACAGAAUCCCCACCCCAAUCCUAAAUUUUGUUCUGGUUCUAACUUCCUCCAGAGUGUGUUCAAUAAAAUACUUUUAUAAUAGAA
Nycticebus coucang (slow loris) is the source of this 2440-nucleotide messenger RNA. RefSeq names its product keratin 5 (gene KRT5). Gene Ontology annotation, molecular function: structural constituent of skin epidermis. Gene Ontology annotation, biological process: intermediate filament organization; keratinization. The record is from RefSeq and is a predicted model, not a curated record. Bases 316 to 2094 code for a protein of 592 amino acids. Lineage: Eukaryota; Metazoa; Chordata; Mammalia; Primates; Lorisidae. Gene Ontology annotation, cellular component: keratin filament. The transcript has 9 exons.